AGCUACUACUCGCUCUGUUCUGUGAUCAUGGCUGCACUGGACCACACCAGCCAUGUUUGCUAAUUUAAUACCCAAAGGUUUAGGGAAUAGUUGUUUAUUAUUUACCUGUGUGCCAUCCUCACCCGCACAUAUUUGCUUUUAGAUGAAGGUUUAGGUAAGCCUCCACCUCUUCGAUAAUCCAAGGACUGAAAGAUGGAGUCAAAUAAUCAUUUCAACUAUGGCACCCACUCCUCAGCUAACUCAGGACUGAAACUCUCUUCAGGGGAUUCUCUUUAUACUAACGGGUCCUCCAUGAGUUUUCCUCAGCAGGGGAAGAAUAUGAAUGGCGAAAUGAAUGUGAAUGGCGUUACUACUGUUCUCGGGUCUGGCGUGCCUGGUUCCAACCCCCCGACUGCUCCUUACCCACACAUGAGCAACCACCACCAGGGCAGCAUGGGCUACGACUACUUGUGGGGAGGCCACCCUCAGUACGGUCCAGCCAUGGGCACACCUCCUGGGCACGGGAUGCACCAGAAGCAGUCCGCUCCUGGGAUGGUGCAGCCUCAGUCACAGCACCACUUCCAGGGACGUGGACAGUACCAACUGAACGGGGGUGUUGAAGCCUCCCACCAGCCCCCUGUGGCAGGCCCACCAAACAUGCCUCUAACUGGGAGUCAGUACUGGAACAGGAGCAACCCUAGCCCGCAGCAGAUGAGCUAUAAUUCCCACAGUAUGUAUGGGAGCUACCAGAGUCAGGCACAUCCUGGAAUUACACCGUCACAACAUCACCAGCAGCAGUCCUUACAGCCUCCGUCACAGCAGCACCUCCACUCCCAUCGCCUCCCACACCAACACCACCAGCAGCACCAGCAACCACAGCACUAUGGCAUGUUGCCUAAUGGGAUGCCAUACUACCAGCAUCAACCCCAGCACCCUUCCCUGCCAUCUUCCCCGCAACAGCCACCCCAGCAGUCUCAGCCCCAAAGCCAGGCUCAGAUGAUUCCCCCUGCUGCGCAGAAUUUUACUCCUCCACGUGGCAGCCCACAGCACCACAGUUUAGGCAGGGGAGGCACUGGCAGCCCCCUCCCCGUUGGGAUGUCCUCGGCACCAGUGAUAUCACCAUCAACAGCGCAAGAGAGUGGAUCCCCCAAGGGCCACAGCAGGGAGCGGAGCCCCCAUGCCGGCAAUCUAGGAGUCUCUACUGUCGUUCAAGGCCAUACAAGAGAAGCUGUGAAGGAGGUAGACACAAAUUAUAACGGCACAGAAAGAGCAUCUAUUUCCCAAAGGCUGCCCAAAGGUGAUAGUUACCUACCCCACCCCAUGGGACCUACAAGUGAUUAUCAUCAGCCUUCUGAGCAGCCUGCAGCGCCGCGACCAGAGAUGUCUGUCAGAGAGACAGCCGUGAAAACACCCCCUAAGUCCAUGUCCUCCCAGCUCUCUGCAUCUACACCUCCUGCAGCAGUGUCAACGUCUACAGCCCGGGCCUCAACACCUCCUCGAGUCUCUGCCGCUCCUGCUUACUUUGAUUCUUCCACAUCCCCACCUGUGCCCCCAGUGUCACCCCCUGAUGUCGAAGCUGCCCCGGCACAAAUCACAACACCUCCUUUAAUGAUGCAGUGCCCCAGGCCUCCCGCUUCUGCUGCAACCGAUUCGUCUCCUGCUGGAUCCAAUCAUCUGUCAGCAGGGUCCUCUUCCUCCUCCUUGCCUGCAUCGGCUCCAAAGUUGUCUACACCUCCUGCUUCAGCUGAUGUUGUGUCUAAACCUGCAUCGGGUUCUUCUGUCUCAGAGUCUGUCGCUCAUCAGAACACGUCCUCAUUGCCUCCUGUAGCAUCAGGACCUCCCAAAACGGUCUCCCCUCCCGCUCUGGUGCCCACGUCUUCUUACUCAGUGUCUGCACCUAUCUCACCUCUUCAACGGAUGGUUCAAGGGUCCAAGCCACCUCUGCUGACACCUUGCUUUCCAGACAAAUAUGGAGGUCAACUUGAAAAGCAUGGACCCCCCAAAUUAUUGUCCACAUCCUCAGUAGGCGAGAAGACUUCAGUAUCAUCAGGGCCUCUAACUGCAGCAUCACCUGGCUCUUGUUUAUCUACAUCUGCAUCUCCCAUUACUGUGUCAAAAGCUCCUUCAGCAUCCACACCCAAGCGUCAGACAGACACUCCACCAGCUGCUGACUCUGGUCUUCCAACUGCCUGUGCAGCAUCGUUACCACCUGCCACCGUGAACCUCCCCUCAGCCCAGGAAAGUCCCACAGUCCGACCUCUGUCCACCCUACCUCUUCUAACCACUCAAGCCUCCAGGACUGCACCCGCGUCUGGCCCUCCUGCCUUGGUUUCUGCGCUUUCAGGAGUAGUCCGAAGUUCUGGCGUUGCGCAGCGUUCUUCUGACACCACCGCUCCUCAUCUUCUUAAGUCUCCCCAGCCAGAGCACCGUGAUCACAGUGACACUAAGAGAAAUGGGAAACAAGAGGAAAACUUCGCUCAGCUUGAUUCUGGCACAAAAAGCAUGUCACAGAGAGUAGAAGCUGAUGAUCAGAAGCCCAGCAAUGAAAGGAGAGAAUCUGAACAGCAGCAUAUGAAAAGCAUGGUCACCUGCAAAGUGGAUGAGGAGCAGAUGCCUCUCAGACAGUCCUCCCACCUCCACAUGACAAGGUUGGAACUGACUGAUGAGGACAGUUUUGAUAACUCUUCCCAGUUUGACACCCCCUCUCAAAUUCAUGUCAGCUCUGUCUUCGAGGAGGCCUCGCACGAAGAAGAUGGUAGCUUGUGCGUGGAUGACUCCGCUCUCUUUGACAACAGCUUCCCCUCCAGACAGGACACUUCUCAGUUUGACAACACUUCCCAUGCAGAAGAAGAACAGUCUACUGCGUUCGACACCACUAGAGACAGCAGCUCCUCCGCAGACGACUCCAGAGAUGACACGUUGAACUCCACCAGGGAAGGAGAAACAUCUGAGGCAGGCGAGACCAAGGACAGCUUCCAAAUCCCCGGUGACUCCAUGCUGCAGUCGUCUCUCAACGACAGCUCUCAGAUGGAGGAUCCCUCUUUGGACUUCAGCGACGUGUCCAACUCGCGCUCACUUUUGUCAUCUCAGCCAGGCGCAGAAGCCGAGUGGGAACCCAGAGGACAUGAUGCACCCGACUCCGUUGAACGCGUCAGCCAAAAGACCACACUAGAUGAGAGCUCGACUCCGCCGAGUUUCAAGAUGAGAGACGAGAACUUCAUCGCCUUCAGUACGCCAGCAGAGGGCCCCGCUGUCCACCCGCUCCAACCAGUGACUGAUCAGACUGUGUCGGCUGCUGCAGGACAGCUGAAAACCCCAGGGAAAACACGCAAACCUCGUACUCCAAAAGCGUUGUGGACGAAAACCCCAGCUCCAGAGGGGACCCAGCGGAAGCCCAGGGGCCGAACCCCUAGAGUGGUGAAGGCUGAUGAGGAGGGAGUAAAGAAAGCGGAGGGGACAGGAAGGGGCAGAAAGAGGAAGAAGCCUCUCAAAGGCGAUGUCAAAGAAACAUCAGAUGGAUGUGGAGAGGCCGGGCCAUCCACGGAAGAGUUCGAUACCGUCACGGACACGAUUGAUGCUGUGCUGGCAAACGCUUCAGCUAUCGACACAUCAGUGGAGAAACCCAAGAAGGGGAAAAGGGCCAAGAAACAAGACAAGGAAGGAAACCUCGUAAAAACACCCAAAAAGGACAAAGAAAAAGCUGCAGAUGGCGCAGACGAAAAUGACGACGACAGCUCCACUGCAGGUGAAUCUAGAGGACGGAGGGUCGCGACUGAGGAGCAGGUUCAGUUCCCAAUGCAGCAUGGUUGGAAGAGGGAGAUUCGUGUGAAGAAAACGGAGGACCGCAUGAAGGGUGAGACCUGGUAUUACACGCCCUGUGGAAGGAGGAUGAAGCAGUUCCCAGAAAUAAUCAAGUACUUGAAGAGGCACACAGACAGCGUGGUGAGCAGGGAACACUUCAGCUUCAGCCCACGCAUGCCUGUUGGAGAUUUUUAUGAAGAAAGAGAAACUCCUGAGGGUAUGAAGUGGACCCUUUUGGCCAACGAGGAGGUUCCCUCUAUGAUCAUGGCCAUCACCGGCCGGAGAGGUCGUCCUCCAAACCCUGACAAAGAGAAACCUCGCAGAGCUCGUGGACUGAAGGCAGGGCCGCCCCGCCGCCCGGGUCGACCUCCCAAACCGAAGAUGGUGGACCUCCUCAGCAAAGUUGAUGCCAAGCUUUUGAAUCGGCUUGAGGCAAAGGAAGCUCUCACAGAGGAGGAAAAGGAGAAACUUGCAAAAAUCAAAAAGAAGAUGAAGAAAAAGGCAAGAAUGAAGAGAAGGGAUGAUGCAAAGAUUAAGAAGAUGAAGCUUGAAAAAAGGAAAGCCAAGCUUGAACAAAAUGCCAAGCACGUCGAGCUGAAGGCUGAACCGACGGACCCGACAGCGCCACAGGUCACACAGCCAGCACCUGCAGAGCCCAAAAAGCCCGGCCGCAGGAGGUCAGUGAAAGUCGAGGCUCCUCCACCAGUACAGCAGACCGAUGAGGAGAGGAUAGCCCAGGGUAAGAGGGUGCUGGGUGCCCGCAGUAAAGCCAAGGCUCUGGCUAAAGCUCAGGCAGAGGCAGAGGCUGCAGCUCAGGCCGCUCAGGCAGCCAAGAGGGCAGCAGAGAGGAGAGCGCAGGCCCAGAGACGCCUGGAGGAGAGGAGGAGGCAGCAGCUGAUCGCAGAGGAGCUGAAGAAGCCAACAGAGGACAUGUGUCUCACAGACCACAAACCUCUUCCAGAGCUCUCCCAUAUCCCUGGUGUGGUUCUAUCUGGCACAUCUUUUGCACACUGCUUGACUGUGGUUGAGUUCCUCCAUGGCUAUGGAAAAGUGAUUGGUCUCAAUGUACCCAACGACAUCCCCAGCCUGGCUACGCUGCAGGAGGGGCUCUUAGGCCUGGGGGACAGCCAAGUAGAGGUCCAGGACCUGCUGAUAAAGCUGGUGGAGGCCGCUCUCCACGAUCCAGGCCUGCCAUCAUAUUAUCAGUCGGUGAAGAUCCUCGGGGACAAGCUGGUUGAGUUGGAGCUGACCCGCAGUACCAUCUCAGAAGUUCUGCGGAUCUUCCUUGAAGCGCACGGUUUCAAUACCGAGGUUUGCAACACGCUGCGGACCAAAACAUUUCACGCCCUGCCGCCUGACACCAAGGCAGCCAUCCUGGGUUUCCUGGUGGAAGAGCUCAACAGUAGCAACAUUGUGACGAGUGACAUUGACAACACAUUGGAAAACAUGGCAACUUACAGGAAGAACAAGUGGAUAAUUGAGGGGAAACUGCGCAAACUGAAGGCAGCCCUAGCACGUCGCACAGGACGCUCAGAAGAAGAGCUGUGUUUUGAGGAGAGGAGGCGCAGUGCUAGAGUGGCCGAGGAGGAGAACCUCAGCCUGGAGGAGAGCGGCCUGGUCAUGGAGAGAGGCAGCCGCAGGUCACGCAAAGAAGAGCCAAAACUCAGUGAUAGUGAGAGCCCUACUAAUGCAAGCAUUCCAGAACUUGAAAGGCAGAUAGAUAAGCUAACCAAGCGCCAAGCGUUUUUCCGUAAAAAGCUGCUACAGUCGUCUCAUUCCAUGCGGGCUGUGUUGCUGGGCCAGGACCGGUACCGACGCAGAUACUUGGCUCUACCUCACCUUGGAGGAGUUCUGGUCGAGGGGCCAGAGGAGCUGCUGACUUCAGAAGAUGUUCUUAUAGCCGAAGUUCCCGUCACCUUCCUCAAAAAGGAGCCCAAAGUUGAGGAGACCACCAUGCCUACCACUCCCCCUCCGACUCUGCCUUCCUCCGCUACCUCCAUCAAGGCCGAGACCUUCUCCCCAGAGGAGGACCCCCUCCCUGGCACCGCCUCCCUCAUGAGCAGACCACGAGGACGAGGACGCCCCCGAAAGAUCAAACCAGAAGUAGAGCUUCACCUCCGCACGGCAAAGAUCCGGCGCAGGCGUCGAAGUAGCGCCCGGUCUGGAGGGGAAGAAGGACCUGGAUCACCGAACAGCGGAACACAUGAGCUCACGCAAGCUGCCUACCAGAGCUGGCUCAGCCAAUCACAGGAAGCGGUGACCAACGGCACAUGCUCAGCAGCAGGUGACGCUCCAGAGGGUAACCGGCCGGAGGAGAGUGUGAAGGAGAUGGCAGAGAAACAGGGGCACUGGUUCAACCUGCUCCCCAAACAACCAUGUGACGAUAACUCUCUGACCGAGCACCAGAUACCAAACCCACCCAGAUCCCCCCCAAAACUCCUCCCUCAGAUCCCAAGUCCUCUGCCUUCACUUGCUGAUCCACUUGUGCAGCCGGACCAACUUCUACCUGGCCUGGCCUCUGCUGACCCUGUGACACCAGCAACACCGCAGGACGUCCCCCCUACACCCCUUUCCCCAGCUGUUCUUACUUCUGCCCAACCAUCCAUACCCCCUCAGUUUCUUCCAGCAGCCAUUCCUCCUGCCAAGCCUGCCCCAGCCACCCCCGGCAGGGCAGUUCGCAGGCGGAGGAGAGGCAGCAGGGGCAGUAGUCCCGCUCGCAGAGGGCCGAGAGGAGCUGCAGCGAAACGCCGAGGUCGACCUCCAAAUGCCGUGUUUCAGGAGCUGGAGCAGCAGUACUUCACUCAGCUGGUGGUCAAACCCAUCCCAGCAUCUAUGGUGCGGGGCUGGUGGUGGAUCAAGGAUCCAGCCGAACUGUACAGCACCUUACAGGCGCUUCACCCGAGGGGCAUCAGGGAGAAGGUGCUCCAUAAGCAUUUGGCCAAACACAUGGAGAGUUUGACUGAGAUAUGCACGAAAACUAUCAACGACCCGAUGUUUGAGUUGAAGGUUGAGGAGAAGGAUGUGCUGAUGGAGGCUCUGCAGCAGCCCUGGCAAGUGCAGGAGAAGACAUUGGAGACUGACAUCAGCACCCUCCAGUGGGUGGAGGAUCUGGAGCAGAGGGUCAUAGCAGCUGACCUACACCUCAAGGCUCUUCCUCAGGGUGCAGUAAAUGAAGCAGAACCUAAUGGAGAGACGCCGAUGGCAGAAUUUCAGCCCUACACGAUCCCAGAUCCGGACUCCACCCGGGACGACCUCCAGUACUACGAGCACGACGCCGACCCGCAGGACGACUGGACCGUGCGGACCAAGAAGGAGUGGUCGGGCCUGCCACGUAUCGCCACACACCCGCUGGACUUAGCCAUGCUGCGGUUGGCUAAUCUGGAGCGAAACAUUGAGAGACGCUACCUGAAGGAGCCGCUGUGGAACCCCGCUGAGGUGAUGCGACUCGCUCCUCUCACCCCGACUCCGGGAGAGGAGCUGACCAUGGAUGUCAUCAGUCUGGAAAGUGAGAUAACGUCUCGACUACGAACGUGGCGACAGGCUCUGGAUCGCUGUCGCAGUGCUCCACAGCUCUGUCUGUGCUUAGUUCAGCUGGAGAAGGCCAUCGCCUGGGAGAGAUCUGUGACUAAAGUGAACUGCCAGGUCUGCAGGAAGGGAGACGAUGACGAUUGCCUAUUGUUGUGUGAUGGGUGUGAUCGUGGCUGCCACAUGUACUGCCUCAAGCCCAAAAUCACCCAGGUGCCAGAGGGAGACUGGUUUUGUCCUACCUGCGUUGCCAAGGACGAAAGUGAUUCCCCGCGCUCGUCCAAAAAGAGGACCAGGGUGAAAAAGAGGAGAUACGAAGAUGACAGCUCUGAAGAGGAGACGACGACGCCAACAUCGCGGCGCAGUAGCGGCGGCGGCGGCAUGGCAACACGGUACAAGGAGCCAGCGGCGCCCUCCUCAUCUUCUCGUUCCUCUGGAGACGGAGGCGGCACUAAACGUCGCCGCAUGACAACACGCAACCAGCCCGACCUCACCUUCUGCGAGAUCAUUCUCAUGGAGAUGGAGUCUCAUGCAGAUGCCUGGCCAUUCCUUGAACCCGUCAACCCCCGACUGGUGCCAGGCUACCGUCGCAUCAUCAAGAACCCCAUGGACUUCCUCACCAUGAGAGAACGACUGCUGCAGGGCGGGUACUGCAGCUGUGAGGAGUUUGCGGCAGACGCUCACCUCAUCUUCAACAACUGCGAGAUGUUCAACGAGGACACGUCAGAGGUGGGGAUAGCUGGACACGCCAUGAGGCGCUUCUUUGAGAGCCGCUGGGCGGAGUUCUACUCGAAUAAAGACAAAUAGGAGCCUGCAGCGUUUCCCCUCAUGGUGGGGCUGUAUACUGUUGGUGCUUUCGGCGUACCAGUCAAACACUCUCUCCAUCACUGCAAAGACUCUCUGGAGGUUCUUCCAGCUAUGUGUAUUCUCUCAUGUAUAGGUGUAUAUGUAUAGAUUUUGGCUAUUUGUCUGUUAUUGUCCCCUCUACGGGCCUCUUAUUUUCCAGGCCCACAACUGAACUGGCUUGAACUUCUUGUACUCAUUUCCCAAUCACGGAGAGUGACUGCAUGUACACGGCACACUUUAUCUUCCUUCCUUUACAUGUCGUCUCAUCUUCUCUUCAACACCUCAUUUCUUCUUUGAGUUCCCCUGGCUGUCACGUCCUUUCACACGCUCCAUGUCGUUGCGAGGCCUUCGGUCAGGUCCCCCUCCUCCCCCCCCCCCCCCUCUGCGGGUUGAUGACACCGUCUCGGGCCCCGAGUGCUUUGGCUUUCAGACUCGCGUUGAAGGUCGGGGACUGAUCACACACUAUGGCAGCCUCACCGCUGCACACUGGACCUGCUCGGCACCACUCGACAACUAAAUGGAUCAAAACUCCUCACAGAGCUCGGGCCAUUUCUUACCUGUUCAAUAGAAAUGUAAUGUAACGUGGUCUUAUGCAUAGAAGUAACUUUUUUGCUCAAUAUAUUUUUAUUAUAUAUUCUAUAUAUAAAUAUAUAUACAGAUUACAAUAGCUGGGAUUAUUUAAUAGCAAUAGCUUGUAGUGGAUGUGUACAGAUGACCUUAUAGAAAUGUCUUGACCAUUUAUGAAAGGCCAGUUAAACUUAAGGAAUCUCUUCUUGGACUGUCACGAGUAGACGUUGUAUAACCUCCACUUAAAGUCGUGCACUCACACUCUUCACCAACAUACACAUGAUUUCACACACACUCACACUCACACACAAACACACACACACCUGCUGCUGCUGUGUGAAAGACACUGGUUUCUGAAACAGGAGGAUUUGAAGUUUGGCUCAGAUAGUCUGCUCUGAUAGGCCCACAUUUUACUGUCCUCUCUUGUUGAAUAAACGGCAGAGUGACACCUGAUCCGAUAACAGACUGUACAGACCAGUUCUAAAUCGCGUCUCUUACGUAAGACAAGACAGUGUUUUCAGCUUCAAUACUUUAAUUGUGAUGUGAUGAAAAUGACGCUUUGGCUUUGGUUUGUUCUUCGCUUGUCAAGGCAGGAGAAACAUCGCGAAGGUAGUUAUGUGCAAAUCUGAAAUCCUCCCACUUUUAAAGACUAACAUUGCAAAGUUGCUCUGAUAAUGAUUAAGACGUUGCAUUCCUCCCUGGUUUUCAGUCUCACAUUCCUUUUUGAUUUUUUUUUUUUUUUUUUUGUGCUUUUCGAGGGCCAGCGUACGAUGUUGCGGGGGCAUGGUUGAUGUGCUCUGAAGGCCACGGGACGACUCCACAGUCUGGGUUUUAUUUAAACACGUUUCUUACACUGAACUCUGAUCCGUUGAUAGGAAAUCAACAUUCAUGUUCCUCAGUACACGUUAAGGGACAGACGUUUUUUCAAAAAAAAGAAGAAAAAAAAAGACGACAUGAAAACCAAACGUGGUGUUACGUGAAUUUUUAAUAAUGUACAGUUUUGGUGACUUUAAAUUUGUUCCUUUAUAUUUUUAGGACCAAUUCAUCAUUUUUAAGAGGAGGUAUUACAGGACUCUGUUGUAUUAAGGUGAUGUAACACGUGUGCAUCUGUAGAAUGUACUGUGAGUUGAAUAAAACCACAUCUAGUAGAAAGUA
Labrus bergylta (ballan wrasse) is the source of this 9873-nucleotide messenger RNA. RefSeq names its product bromodomain adjacent to zinc finger domain, 2A (gene baz2a). Gene Ontology annotation, cellular component: rDNA heterochromatin. NCBI's taxonomy places the organism in Eukaryota, Metazoa, Chordata, Actinopteri, Labriformes, Labridae. Gene Ontology annotation, molecular function: DNA binding; protein binding. The record is from RefSeq and is a predicted model, not a curated record.